AUGCGGGACCACGGUCUGGAGCUCGCGGAAGCGAAAACGGAGAUUAUGCUUUUGCCUAAGAAGCGCAUGCAGGUGGGAGACAUGACGAUAAAGACUAAGGCGGCCGUUAAGUAUCUAGGAGUAACUCUGGAUACCCGGCUCACCUUUUGGGAGCAGAUUCGGAAGAUUGCACACAAAGCACCAGCAGUGACGGCAUCCUUGAGCAGGGUCAUGGCUAACAUAGGCAGGCCUCGGCCAUGUAAGCGGCGACUACUGAUGCGCACUGCUGAAGCCAUCCUGCUGUAUGGCGCUGAAAAUUGGAAGGAAACUGAUAACAGACCAACAAUUUGGGAAUAUUCCGAGUCUCGUGGUGUAAAACACUAUGUUUUAAACCAGUUAGGCACGAAUUACGGAAUAUUAGAUUUAUUUUUUGUUGUGUUCGAUGAAAAUUUGUGGGACAUUGUAGUUACGCAAACAAAUCUUUACGCGGAACAAAUAAUGGACAAUGGGAGAAAGAGGCUGGAUGAUGGUUGGUUUUCAGUUACCAAGGAUCAAAUAUUGGCCUAUUUUGCGCUGUGUGUUUUGAUGUCGCAAGUCAAAAAAGCAACUAUACAAAUGUAUUGGUCUAAGCGGGAAGUUAUAGAAACACCUGUAUUUGGUAAAGUAAUGCCGCUCAAAAGAUUUACUCAAAUAUUACGAUGUUUGCAUUUCUCGAAUAAUGUAAGGGAUUGCAACAACGACCGCCUUUACAAGAUAAGACCAAUCAUUAAUUACUGGAACCACAAAUUUGAUAAGAUGUACACACCGGAAAAAGAUAAAAGUAUUGAUGAGUCAUUAAUGCGAUAUAAAGGCCGUUUAUCUUAUAAACAAUUUAACCCAUCCAAACGAGCCAGAUUUGGAUUAAAAAUAUAUAAACUAUGUGAUGCAAAUACUGGAUUCUGGAGCAAGUUUAAAAUAUAUACUGGCCAAGAUAAAAUUGACCUAAAUGAUAGUGCAUCAGAAAAUGUUGUGAUGGAAUUGGCAGAAUCGGUACUAAAUAAAGGAUACACAUUAUGCAUUGAUAAUUGGUAUUCCUCACCCGCUCUCUUUCUAAGAUUGCACAAACAAAAAACAAAUGUUAUCGGCACCGUACGUAGUAACAGGAAAAAUAUGCCAAAGGAUCUUUCAACAAACAAGUUAAAACCAGGAGAACGUGUAUACAGAACGUGCAAUGGGUUGUUAGCUUUAAGAUGGAAGGACAGACGUGAUGUCUAUAUGUUGACAACGAAACACGCAUCUGUGGAAUUAACCGAAGUGACGGACAAACGAGAUAGGACGAAAUUGAAACCCAACUGCGUGAUCGAGUACAAUAAAGGAAUGGGUGGAAUUGACCUCAAUGACCAAAUGUUGGCAUAUUUCCCCAUUAUGAGGAAAUGCCUCAAGGGUUAUAAAAAACUCUUUUUUUACAUGUCUGACAUGGCCCUAUUUAAUGCAUACGUUAUGAAAAAUCAAUUACCAAACAAUUACGGAAGACAAUCAUACGCGAAUUACAGAAUAGAUAUAGCCGAGGCAAUUUUGAAAUAUGUACAGCUGCCUGACUAUGCAAGACGCGGGAGAUUCGCAGAAAUUCAAACACCAUUACGCUUACAGGCACAAUAUUGGGGUCAUUUCGCGAAACAUAUUGAUAAAACUCCUAAAAAGCAACAUCCAACUAGAAUGUGUAAAGUGUGUUACAGACACAAAAAACGAAGAGAAACGACUUGGGAAUGCACAAAAUGUAAGGUGGCUUUGUAUAUACCGGAAUGUUUUAUAAACUAUCGUACCAUGCAGGAUUAUUAAUUUUAGACUU
Molecule: messenger RNA, 1807 nt
Organism: Osmia lignaria (orchard mason bee)
Lineage: Eukaryota; Metazoa; Arthropoda; Insecta; Hymenoptera; Megachilidae
Source: RefSeq, a predicted model, not a curated record